This is a messenger RNA of Xenopus laevis (African clawed frog), 2475 nucleotides long. It is a transcript of the gene hspa8.L, whose product is annotated as heat shock protein family A (Hsp70) member 8 L homeolog. Gene Ontology annotation, molecular function: ATP binding; ATP hydrolysis activity. Lineage: Eukaryota; Metazoa; Chordata; Amphibia; Anura; Pipidae. Bases 491 to 2278 code for a protein of 595 amino acids. The record is from RefSeq and is a predicted model, not a curated record. The transcript is spliced from 8 exons.
CUCUUCGACUAAAUUGUGUAAAACAGUAAACACGCCAACUUAUUGUAUUGGGAAAAAGGCAAGCUGAAAAGAUCGUCAUUGUAAUUGUAGUAAAUUCAGUCAAAUUGGCUGUGUUUUUAAGCGACUAUUUUAGUCGUUUUCACUAAUAUAUUUGCGGCUACACGUGAUGCUGUAUGACUGCUUUACAAGAAGCUUCCCGAAACAAAUAUGGACGAAUGCAUUCCCCGCAGUACAAUCGAAACCGGCUCUUUGUGCCGCAGUGGUACUUUCUAGAAGCUUGUGCUAGUUUCUGUCAGCUGCUAUCGGGACAGAGCUGUGAUUGGCGGAAUAUUCCCUACGUAGGAGUUCUACGACAUUCUGUUCUGGAACCUUCUCAGCCUGUAUAAAAAGCAGCCGGCAGAAGCUCUCUGUCUCAUUGCAAGCAUUACUAGCUCGGAGACGGCGAGCAGUUUAUCUAAAUCCAAUCGCCUGUAACAGCGCUGCAGCAACCAUGUCCAAGGGACCAGCAGUUGGAAUUGAUCUUGGCACCACUUACUCUUGUGUGGGUGUCUUCCAGCAUGGCAAAGUAGAGAUCAUUGCCAAUGACCAAGGAAAUAGGACCACACCCAGUUAUGUGGCUUUUACAGAUACAGAAAGGCUGAUCGGAGAUGCAGCUAAAAAUCAAGUUGCCAUGAACCCCACAAACACAGUUUUUGAUGCCAAGCGACUUAUUGGCCGCAGAUUUGAAGAUGCGGUUGUUCAGUCUGACAUGAAGCACUGGCCUUUCACUGUUGUGAGUGAUGGUGGCAGACCAAAGGUCCAGGUAGAAUAUAAAGCCGAGACUAAAUCUUUCUAUCCGGAGGAAGUAUCCUCUAUGGUUUUAACGAAGAUGAAGGAAAUAGCUGAAGCUUACCUUGGCAAGGUUGGAGUAGAAAGGAAUGUACUGAUCUUUGAUCUCGGUGGUGGCACCUUUGAUGUCUCCAUUCUAACCAUUGAAGAUGGAAUCUUUGAAGUAAAGUCUACUGCUGGUGACACUCACUUGGGGGGUGAAGACUUCGAUAAUCGUAUGGUGAACCACUUUGUUGCAGAAUUUAAGAGGAAGCACAAGAAGGACAUCAUUGACAACAAGAGAGCUGUUCGCCGUCUCCGUACUGCUUGUGAGCGUGCAAAGCGUACGCUCUCCUCCAGCACUCAGGCUAGCAUUGAAAUUGAUUCACUCUAUGAAGGAAUUGACUUCUAUACCUCCAUAACAAGAGCACGUUUUGAAGAACUCAAUGCCGAUCUCUUCAGAGGUACCCUUGACCCUGUGGAAAAAUCACUUCGUGAUGCUAAGCUUGACAAGUCUCAAAUACAUGAUAUUGUAUUGGUUGGUGGAUCCACCCGUAUACCUAAAAUCCAAAAACUUCUUCAAGAUUUUUUCAAUGGCAAGGAGUUGAACAAGAGCAUCAACCCUGAUGAAGCUGUGGCUUAUGGCGCAGCUGUACAGGCAGCCAUCUUAUCUGGUGAUAAGUCCGAGAAUGUUCAGGACCUCCUGCUCCUUGAUGUUACACCUUUAUCCCUUGGUAUUGAGACAGCUGGUGGUGUCAUGACUGUUCUGAUCAAGCGAAACACAACCAUUCCCACAAAGCAGACGCAAACUUUCACAACAUACUCUGACAACCAGCCUGGAGUGUUAAUUCAGGUGUAUGAGGGUGAAAGAGCAAUGACCAAAGAUAACAACUUGUUGGGUAAAUUUGAGCUGACUGGCAUCCCACCAGCUCCCAGAGGUGUUCCUCAGAUUGAGGUCACAUUUGACAUUGAUGCCAACGGUAUCUUAAAUGUGUCUGCUGUUGACAAGAGCACUGGCAAGGAGAACAAAAUCACCAUUACCAACGACAAAGGACGAUUGAGCAAGGAAGAUAUUGAGCGUAUGGUUCAAGAAGCUGAGACCUACAAAGCUGAAGAUGAGCAGCAAAGGGACAAGGUGUCUUCAAAGAAUUCCCUAGAAUCCUAUGCAUUUAACAUGAAGUCUACUGUUGAAGACGAGAAACUUCAAGGAAAAAUCAGUGAUGAAGAUAAACAAAAAAUUCUGGAAAAAUGCAACGAAGUUGUAUCUUGGCUGGACAAAAAUCAGACUGCAGAAAAAGAAGAGUUUGAACAUCAACAAAAGGAGCUGGAGAAGGUGUGCAACCCCAUUAUUACAAAGUUAUACCAGGGUGCAGGUGGCAUGCCAGGUGGUAUGCCUGGUGGCUUCCCAGGUGCUGGUGCUGCUCCAUCAGGUGGAGCAUCCUCUGGUCCUACAAUUGAAGAGGUUGACUAAGCUGCAUUCCACUCCUAUUAUUUGUCUUGUAACUCCAGGGACACACACGUAUUACUAGCUGUUCAAUUUUCUCAUGUAUGCUGCUGUAUUAAUUUUUGGGACAUUAAUACUUGAAUUCACUCCAAGUCUGGAAAACACCCUAGCAGCUGGACUGUUUUAACAUUUGGAUCCAGACAAAUAAAAUGUGUUUAAUUGGC